AUGUUGGAUCUGUUGGGGGUAGCCAGUGGCAGCAGCCCCCUGACGGUUGCCCUAGCCCACUCGUCAUUGCCCACGCUAUUGAUCCUGCUGGAGAUUAAUGCCAGGUCCAUAAAGAAUAAGACCACAGUACUCCGGGAUUUUCACGGAGAUCUGCAAAUGGAUCUGGCUUGUGUCACUGAGACCUGGGUGCGUGAGGGGGAGAUGGUCGCCUUGGGCGAGACCACGCCACCAGAACUUGCCCUUCUGAGCAGCAAACUGAAUUGCAGGGUUCAGACAAGGACCUCAUUUCCCAUGUCGCUGGAGCCUCUGGACAAGAUCCAGGAGCCCGGAGACCCCCUGGAGGUGGCUGAAUCAACUUCUCGCCAGGGAAUCUUGUCUGGAUUGCGUAAAAGUAGUCAAGACAAUGGAGUAGAAACAGAAGGGAAAAGAUUCACACUGCCAGCAAGCAGGUCCAUGAGAUCACAGGACACCUGGUUCUGGAUGAGGCCCCAGAAGAACCCAGAGAUCUGGAGAGCCCUGGAUCCAGCCUCUCAUUUACAAUCUCUCUCUUCAGUCCUACAGCCGUGCCUGCAAUUGAUGGCUGACAGCAGCAGCAAUGUUCAGCAACAAGAUGGUUCAAGUACAGUGCCAUGGCUGCUUAGUUUCAAAAGAGGAACAGCCCUGCAAGAACAAGGGAAUAAAAUCCUGGUCAGAGAGACUGGCUACUUCUUUGUAUAUGGGCAGGUUUUAUACAGGGAUGAGCUGUUUGUGAUGGGCCACUUGAUCCAGAGGAAGAAAGCCCACGUGGUCGGCAGUGACCUCAGCUUGGUGACAUUAUUUCGUUGCAUCCAAAACAUGCCUCCGACCAACCCAAACAACUCUUGCUACACUGCUGGCAUUGCGAGGUUAGAAGAAGGAGAUGAGCUUCAACUGACCAUUCCCCGGAGCGGAGCCAAAAUAGCCUUGGAUGGAGAUGCCACCUUUUUUGGGGCUGUCAGACUUCUGUGAUGCUCUCCCACGAUGACUUCCCAGCUUCUUCUGGUGCUCAGAACGACCCAAAAGAUACAGCUUCGGGGCUGCUGGUUUUUCAGCGGGUUGAUACUUUUCAGCUUGGUUGGCCCGGGCUAGAUCUCGUCAGCUCUUGGAGGCUCAGCAGGGUUAGCCGCGGUGAACACUUGGACGGCAGAUGACCCAGCGAGUCCAGGGUUGCUUUGCAGGGGCAGGAAAUGGCAAACCACCUCUGUUCAUCUCUCGCCUUGGAAACUCUGUGGGGUCACAAUAGAUUGGCUGUGACCUGGCUGUGCUUCUCACCACCUCUUUCUGCUUAGUUAACUUAUUCAAAACAGGAAACCCAACACAUGUACUAAUAAUACACCAUCCUCAUGUAGAGUACCAGAAAUGAAACUAGUCUGGGGAAGAUAUAAAUAGUAGCUGUUCUUGGUAAAGGGGUAUCAGUUCUUCAGAAGUGUCCACGUGGGGCAAAAGUAAUUGUGCGGAGGUGCAAUUAGCAUAUGCUUGGAAUAGGCGUAUUUGUUCAUGAGUGACUUUGUUCCUGUGGGAUGCACAAAUAGCUAUAGGUAGGAUCUCAAGUAUUUUAUAUUUUAUUUUAAUAGAAAAUCAGGAGCUGAAGACUGUUACAUUUAAAAUGUCGGUAAUCUUUGCUAAUGCACUUGCAGGUAAAUAUUAAAUUUUGGAAGAAGA
Messenger RNA from Sphaerodactylus townsendi, 1680 nucleotides. RefSeq lists its product as uncharacterized. Bases 1 to 987 code for a protein of 328 amino acids. The record is from RefSeq and is a predicted model, not a curated record. Gene Ontology annotation, molecular function: tumor necrosis factor receptor binding; receptor ligand activity. NCBI's taxonomy places the organism in Eukaryota, Metazoa, Chordata, Lepidosauria, Squamata, Sphaerodactylidae. The transcript is spliced from 9 exons. Gene Ontology annotation, biological process: immune response. Gene Ontology annotation, cellular component: membrane.